Molecule: messenger RNA, 2824 nt
Organism: Vanessa tameamea
Lineage: Eukaryota; Metazoa; Arthropoda; Insecta; Lepidoptera; Nymphalidae
Exons: 3
Coding region: 398-2701 (767 amino acids)
Source: RefSeq, a predicted model, not a curated record
UCUAUAGCGUACAGUGGUUCCUAUUCUCUAUAUCUAAUAUCUAUCAUGGUAUCAUGUCACCACAAGACUGUCACCAAAUGCCCGUACUGAUUUUAUAGGCGGUAUUCGCUGCCAUGCACAAAUUCAAGAUUUACAGAUCUUGAAAUGCGGUGAUAGUCUUCAGAUCAAACCAGUUCAAACAAAUAAAAAUUCGAAACAACCUCUCUUGGACUUCAAAAUCAAAAAUAAAGCACAAAUUUCCAAAACAAUCGUACGGGCACCACAUCACGUCGAAGUAAAUUAUUCGCGUGCGACAUUAUUCUCGGCGAAAACCGAGAUUGGUCUAUGAAUCAGUUUUACAGAUAUAUUUUAUUUUGUAAAUAUUUACCGCGAGGUGCGCUGAUUAUAUAAAUCCAACAUGUCCGAAUCAAAUGACAGUUUGGAUGUUUUAUGCAAAGGCGUGUCCGAACUCACCGUUCUUUCAUUCCGGAAGCUUGACGACGUGAAACGAUUGGCCAAACACUUCCACAAGGUCAUCAAUGAUCCCGUCACUCAACAGAGUGCCGUUGUUUUGCGUUAUCUGAAAAACUUGGACGAGACUCACCGUAAGAUAUUUCUCAAGAAACGUGAGGGUGUUGAAGUUGAGUAUAUAUUUACGACGGAGAAGAAGAGCAGCUUGCAAAGGCAGCGUUUCAACAGCUUGCCUGUCAGCGAUGUGCCAGACAUACUUAAAACUGAAUUCUCGAUCGCGGAGACAGCAAAACAAAGCCAUAUAUGCACGGACUGUCAGGUCGAAAUCGAGUUAAAUGAUGACGAACCGUUACUGGAAUCGCUUCAGAAACACUUCAAUCUUGAUGUCCAUCUACCCAAGUUGAAAAGGGAGAGCAUUGAUGUGGCUGAACCAAUUAUUUUGCCAAAAAUGUCAAGGCGUCUCUCCGCUAUGGAGUGCGGUGAUAACCCCGGACAAAGCAUCGAACAUAUUAUACAGUUAGUGAAGCCGAUGGAGAAGUUGGAGAAGACAUUCCUUAGUAAGCUGGAGACGUCGUUGAUCAGAUACUUGCCGGAUAACUCCGAAGCAAGCAUUGACGCAGCCAUAAAGUUCUAUCAGACACUGUACGAUAAGCUCUGCCAAGAUAUGAUGUCUAUUGAUUUUUCAACUCAAGCGAGCUCUGUCGCCCCGAUAAUUAUGAGCAUUAAGGAUAAUGUGAAUCAGAAUUUCGCAGCUGACGCUAAUAAAAAUUUCGACAAUGAUGAUGGUGACCAAAACAACGAUAGACCGCUCAAGAACCAAGUUAAGAAAUAUCGUUACUACGGACCUAUAGAGAACUUAAUAGUUAAGCUAUUGACGAAUCACAAACUAUUGACUCUAGUGGAUGAUCGUACAGGGAAACUUGCUUUUUUUUGCAUGGCGUGCGAAUAUUAUACUUUAAGAUUUCGUUAUGACAGUGUCUUAAACCAUGUGUUUAGUGAGACGCACAUACACAACCUCGCUUGCAUUCUAGAAUCAGACGAAAAUAUACCGCAAUUCGCUAAAAAUGAACCGACAAUCGAAAAGAUUAAGAACUUCAACACCUAUAUGACGAAGCAGUUUUUAUGUGAUUAUGGAAGGGCACGUGAUCAAAUGCAGGAAUAUUGCGCUCUUUGCAAGGUCGUUCUUGAAACGAAUGAAAAAUUAAUCUUGCACAUAUUGGACGAGAAUCAUCUAUCCCGACUAUCAGAUAGGCUGUACCGGAAGAUGAAAACGAAAAAUCUAGACGGCCCGGUGCCUGAUGAGUGGGGCCCCAAAAGUUUGGAUUGGGCGAAGUUUUUGGCCAGUGUCGGCAAACCUCUGAACAAUCGCGACCAUGUUGUGAUCGAGAAUUUUAUAAAGCCGUCUGGGAAGAUCGCUAAUUACUGUUCCUGCUGUGACAUGACCUUACGCGGUCCAAGACAAGUUUUGUUCAAUCACAUUCGCCAAAAGAAACAUUUGCGCAACGCGGCACCGCACAAAUUAUCGCUGUUGUACAAAAAUCAGUGCCGUCCAGCCGAAUAUUUCGCAAGCUUCGGCAAUUAUUACGUUUGCGCUAUUUGUCCAAGUUACAUCGCUCUGCCGUCAUUCGCGGCGACUGUCGAACAUUUCGAGAGCACGCUGCACAUCGAGACGAUAUCGAAGUUGAUAAAUUCGGCCCUAAAUUCUGACUACGAUAAGAAAUUGUUGGAUUUGAAUAAAAUAAUCGUAAACGAUGGCUUUAAAUGCGAAUUAUGCGACUUAACAUUCGCUGAUAUUAGAGAAACAAUAACGCACAUCCUAUCGAACUUCGAGCACCAGAAUUCGAUGGUCGAAGCGAGAGUCAAAGCGAACAAAGCUGAUAUUAUCAGCAUAUAUAUGCAAGGGAAUUAUGUACUGCAUAGCGAAGGCGCGACGUUCACUUGCGUUCCGUGCAAAGGCGUUUUUAAUUCCAUAAGAUCGCUGCUCUUCCAUUUGGUAUAUGCGGAGCACUUCAACCAUAAGCCGACAGCUGAGAACGUGUUUCGUUUUUAUUUGGAAUUAAAGCACAAUGUCAAUAUGCUGUCUAGGAAUAAAUACGUUUACUACGAUUUUGGUAAACUGAAGUGCGGUGUCUGUGAUUCGGAUGUCGAUGAUGGGGAAAACGCGAAACGCCACGUUUUGUCGUCUCGCCACCGGGAUAAUAUGGGGGCCAGUUACGUUAAUAUUAAUUUAGAUGCAUCUGCUAUGGAAUGAGUUAUGAAUGUAUUGCGACACCCUGCGUCGCUCGACCUCGAGUGUUAAUCAUGUUAUACCAAUAUUUGCGGGUGGAGUUCUACUGAGUGAAAUUUUAAUAAAUGAAAUAAUUUUCUAAUUUUA